AUGAGUCUGGCUACUGAUGGUUCCUCUUCUCACAUCACUUUGAAGGAGAUUAAAUAUGAUGUGUUUAUUAGUUUUAGAGGUGUGGAUACCCGUUUUAAUUUUAUAAGCCAUCUUCAUAGUGCUUUAUCUCGAAAGAAAAUCAAAGCCUUCAUAGAUGAGAAUGAUCUCAAGACGGGAGAUGAAAUAUCACCCACACUUUUGAAAGCAAUUAAAGAAUCCAAGCUUUGUCUAAUUAUUUUGUCGGAAGACUAUGCUUCCUCUAGAUGGUGCUUAGAAGAACUUGCGAACAUUCUCCAAUGCAAGAAAACGGAUGAACAAUCCGAAGUUCUACCUGUUUUUCACAAUGUUGAACCAUCAGAUGUAAGAAAACAACAAGGAAGUUAUGCGGUCGCGUUUGCUAAACUUAAGGAACGUUUUGAGGAUGAGAAAUUGCUAGCGUGGAGAGAUGCUUUGAGAAAAAUAGCAGAUCUAUCUGGUUGGACUUUAAAGUCAUUUAGGUAA
Messenger RNA from Morus notabilis, 501 nucleotides. Its product is annotated as toll/interleukin-1 receptor-like protein. NCBI's taxonomy places the organism in Eukaryota, Viridiplantae, Streptophyta, Magnoliopsida, Rosales, Moraceae. The record is from RefSeq and is a predicted model, not a curated record. Gene Ontology annotation, biological process: signal transduction. The transcript has a single exon. Bases 1 to 501 code for a protein of 166 amino acids.